AUGCGAGCAGUGGAGUCGAUCGGGAAAUUAGCAACGCGCUGGACGCACCUGCGAGACUUGUAUUUCGAAGAAGCCGACUCUCUCGAAGUCGAUUUGGUGAUAGCGUGUGACGUACCCAAAGCACACUGGGUCCUGGACCGGAGACUGGGCGGUAGGAAAGAACCAUAUGCUGCUCGCACCAUGUUCGGGUGGACGUUGUUUGGACCACCUCACGCGACAAAUCGUAAACCGUUAUCAGUUAACUUCACCAGCAUCACCGCUAACAACGAUACGAUCGAAAAAGCUCUCCAAAUGAUCUAUGAUAAUGAGUUCGAUGACUUGAACGACCAGAAAGGGGGCCCUUCCGUAGAAGAUAACCAGGCAUUAGCAAUAGUCGAAACAGAGACACGGUGCCAGCCCGAUCGGUUCGAAGUGCCGUUGCCAUGGAGGACGGGAUACGACUGA
Echinostoma caproni is the source of this 444-nucleotide messenger RNA. The record is from the annotation of a GenBank genome assembly. Lineage: Eukaryota; Metazoa; Platyhelminthes; Trematoda; Plagiorchiida; Echinostomatidae.